GGCGGCUACAGAAGGGGGGCUCGUGCACCGAGCCGGACCGCGGACUUUCCGCUCGCGCAAGCUCGCAAGCUUGUCUCCGUCGACGAGCGGCCUUCUUCCGCUCUCGUACGCUCGCCAUGCACGCUCCCGACAUGGCCCACUUUGACGAGCAGGCUUCGAACCUCCUGCGCGCGAGGGCCGACGAGCUGUACGAGUGGCUCGGACCUCACGCCAGCGCCUCGGGCCACCAGAUCAUCGGCGGCUGGCUCAGCCUGAGCCCUGCCGACCGCGAGACGGUCACGGACGUCCUGAUCGCGACCUGGGCAAAAGGGCUGUGCACGGGCCAUUUCCAGUUUGACGCGGUCGCCUACGACAGCUUCCAGCGCGGCUUUGUGCCGGGCCACUGGGAGGAACACUACGGCUUUCAGGGGCAAGUGACCCCGUUCGACACGGCCACGAUCGUCGGAAUGUACCGGAACUACAUCGUCUCAAGGGUGCACACGGCCGUCGACGAGUACACUCGCCACCACCGCCGCAAGCGCGCCGACGAGUGGGCGCACGAGCUCCUCGGCCCGGGCGGCCUGACGGUCGUCAAGCUCACCCGCCUCGGCGAGAAGGCGACCGACUUUAUCCGGUGGCGGGUCGUCCACGUCGAGGAAGAGGUGAGGAGGGACUCGAGGGACUUGGAGCGUCUCGACGAGCUCAUGUGGCCUGCCGACAAGUUCAUGCGCCUCGCCACGGUCUACGCGCAGUCGGCCGAGCACCGCUUCGCCAUCUACCGCCACCUCCUCGAAUCGCUCCAGCUGCUCUACGCGAAGGAGAACACGCUCAACUCGGCGCACGUCGACCUCAAGGUCACCGACGCCCGCCGUGUCGCCCAGGCCAUCGCCGAGUGGACGAGCGACGCCGCGUUCCACGCUUUUCAGGCCGAGGAACCCGAGCACCAGGCCCACACGGUCUCGCACGCCCGGUUCAUGAUCCUCAACGCGUGCCGCAAGUUUCACAUCUCGGGAGAGACGCUCGACGUCGACGAGCUGAUUCGCGGCAUGAAGGACGUCACGUUCGACGACCUGGAGUGGCCCGACUUUGAGACGACGAGCAACGAGAAGGCCGAGCCGCGCCGGCCUGCGUACUCGCUCGCGCACGGUCCCCAGAUCUCGGACUACUACGCGCAGAGGCACUACGGCACGACGGCGGCGGCCUGGAGCCGGCGCCAGCUCUGA
Molecule: messenger RNA, 1202 nt
Organism: Rhodotorula graminis WP1
Lineage: Eukaryota; Fungi; Basidiomycota; Microbotryomycetes; Sporidiobolales; Sporidiobolaceae
Exons: 6
Coding region: 117-1202 (361 amino acids)
Source: RefSeq, a predicted model, not a curated record